AUGGAGAUCAUAGCUAUCCACAUGGGUGAUGUGGAGAUCGUGGCCAUUCACACGUGUGACAUGGAGACCCUGGCCAUCCACAUGUGUGACACGGAGAUCGCAGCCAUCCACAUCCCCGGCCAGUCUGGCUCCCUGUGGGGUCCUCCCUGCCUGAGCCCCGAGGGUGCCACUGAAUCUGCUCUCUCUCCUUCUUCACAGCUGCCCAUGAUGGGAGGAGCAUUCAUGGACUCACCCAACGAGGACUUCAGCACCGAGUACUCGCUGUUUAACUCCUCCGCCAACGUCCACGCGGCCUCCAAUGGCCAGGGCCAGCCGGAGGAGUCUCCUCGGUCCUCCAACGAUGCCGUCUUGCUGUGGAUUGCCAUCAUAGCCACGCUGGGGAACAUCGUGGUGGUCGGGGUGGUGUACGCCUUCACCUUCUGAGGGCCAGGCCUAUCCGCAGUUCCAGGACACGCACCCUGCAGGGUGCUUACCAUGGGGUGAGGCUCUGUAUGCGGUGCCAUCUUGUUGCUGGCCUCUGCUACGCCUGUGUUCUAGAAACAGGAAUUUUGACCGGGGCAGCGACCAUGCAUCCAGAAUUCCCGCCCUGCAACCCUGAUUUCAAAGAUUCCAUGCUGUGGUCAAGCUGAUUCAGAAAACCCAGGAGGGUGGGCUUUCCCACCCCCGGAGGCUUGACAAGGCGAGGCCUCCACCACGCAGACGGGGGGAUUCUUGAAACUGCAUUUUGAGAACACGAGACCAGAUGGAACAGCCAGUUAGGUUUAAAAUAUAGACACGGUUUCAUGAUCGCUUGCUGGCGGUGAGUAAUCACUGGUGUGUCUUGUUUUGAUACAGACGCAUCAAACCUAGUCAGGGGCUGGCACCUGCCACUGCCGCCACGCUUCUGCCCGCCAGCUGCUGUGGAGGUCACAAGAGCAGCUCUCAGACUCUCAGUGUUCCCGACCCAAUCUGAGUUUGAGAUCCAUCUCCUUGGCGUAUGGACGGCCACCUGGUAGGGUGGUAGGACUUUCCUAAUUUUGAUUUAGAAAUGGCGUCUUUGGCUGGGGGCAGUAGCUCAUGCCUGUAAUCCCAGCACUUUGGGAGGCCGAGACAGGAGGAUUGCUUGAGCCCAGGAGUUCAAGAC
Molecule: messenger RNA, 1123 nt
Organism: Carlito syrichta (Philippine tarsier)
Lineage: Eukaryota; Metazoa; Chordata; Mammalia; Primates; Tarsiidae
Gene: CUNH14orf132
Product: chromosome unknown C14orf132 homolog
Exons: 2
Coding region: 1-423 (140 amino acids)
Source: RefSeq, a predicted model, not a curated record